CACGCAUUUCACAGUGGGGAGUAGUACGAUCUACUCUACUGUCAUUUCUGACCUUCUCAGAAACAGUAUUUUAUUUUCCCGUCUUAUUUAUUUAGACGUAAAUUUCCCAUCUAUUAGCUUGACAGGAUUGAAAUGUUACAGUUUAGGUUGUCGAUAGUGCUGAAGGAGUUGUUUCAAUCCAACCUCAAGCGUCCUUUGUCAGGUAUCGUAAGGAACAAAGCGUCACCAGCAACCAUCUGCUUCAGCACCGCCUGCCCCGAUGUCACAGCGCUGCCCAAACUGAAGCCCCUCUACGCCGGAGGGUACCGACCUGCGCUGCGUUCCUCAUAUGGGAUCCGGUCAUUUUGCACAGAGACCGGAGGUGCUGUGAUAGCAUCCGAAACGACCAAGGAUGAUGGAAGCGAUAACGUUAAAGAGGCGGAAGCUGAGAAGGUCAGGAAGGCAGGGAUGCUGCCCAGCUUGGAGGACCUGCUGUUCUACACCAUCGCCGAGGGACAGGAGAGAAUCCCCGCUCACAAAUUCACCACGGCCCUGAAAGCCACCGGUCUGCGGACGGGAGACCCCCGGCUGAAGGAAUGCAUGGACAUGCUGAAGGUGACCCUCAAAUCCACCUCCGACGGCGUGAUGCUCGACCGACACCUCUUCAAAAAGUGUGUCCAGAGCAACAUCGUGCUGCUGACACAAGCGUUCCGCAAGAAGUUUGUCAUCCCAGACUUCCAGCCGUUCUGCUCCCACAUCGACGAGCUGUACGAGAGUGCCAAAAAACUGUCUGGAGGACAGGUGGCAGACUACAUCCCCCAGCUUGCCAAAUUCAGCCCUGGCCUGUGGGCUGUGUCUCUCUGCACGGUGGACGGACAGAGGCACACGGUGGGCGACACCAAAGUGCCAUUCUGCCUGCAGUCGUGCGUGAAGCCGCUGAAGUACGCCAUCGCCGUGCACGACCACGGCACGGACUACGUGCACCGCUUCAUCAGCAAAGAGCCCAGCGGCCUGCGCUUCAACAAGCUGUUCCUGGACGAGGACGAUAAACCCCACAACCCCAUGGUGAACGCCGGUGCGAUCGUGUGCACGUCCCUCAUAAAGCAAGGGGCAAGUAAUGCCGAGAAAUUUGACUAUGUCAUGAACUUCCUAAAUAAAAUGGCAGGGAAUGAAUAUGUCGGUUUCAGCAAUGCAACGUUCCAGUCUGAGCGGGAGUCAGGCGACAGGAAUUUUGCCAUUGGCUACUAUCUGAAGGAGAAAAAGUGUUUCCCAGAGGGCACGGACAUGACCUCCAUUCUAGACUUCUACUUCCAGCUCUGUUCCAUCGAAGUCACCUGCGAGAGCGCCAGUGUCAUGGCAGCCACCCUGGCCAAUGGAGGCUUCUGUCCAAUCACGGGCGAGCGCGUGCUGAGCCCGGAGGCGGUGAGGGACACCCUGAGCCUCAUGCACUCCUGCGGCAUGUACGACUUUUCCGGACAGUUCGCCUUCCACGUGGGCCUGCCAGCUAAGUCGGGAGUGGCCGGAGGCAUCCUGCUGGUGGUGCCCAAUGUGAUGGGCAUCAUGUGCUGGUCCCCACCUCUGGACAAGCUGGGAAACAGUGUGCGAGGCAUCCAGUUCUGCACGGACCUGGUGUCUCUCUUCAACUUCCACAACUACGACAACCUGAGGCACUUCGCCAAAAAGUUGGACCCGCGCAGGGAGGGUGGAGACCAGCGGGUGAAGUCAGUGAUCAACCUGCUGUUCGCCGCCUACACGGGGGACGUGUCCGCCCUGCGCAGGUUUGCACUGUCCUCCAUGGACAUGGAGCAGAGGGACUACGACUCCAGGACUGCGCUUCACGUCGCUGCAGCUGAAGGACAUGCGGAAGUGGUUCGUUUCCUGUUGGAGGCCUGCAAGGUGAACCCUGUACCCAGAGACAGGUGGGGCAACACCCCGAUGGAUGAGGCUGUGCACUUCGGGCACCACGACGUGGUUCUGAUCCUCAAGGAUUACCACGACAAGUACAGCCCACAGGAGAGCACAGACGACAAAGAGAUCGCAGAGAAGAACCUGGACGGCCUGCUGUAGACACCUCGCCGCUGUGGGCCAGGCCCGGCCGGGUGGGGCACAGCUCUCCCUCUACCAAUCGUAAAUGUGUGUGUGACCGGUGGGAGUCUUGUGGGAGUACCGAUGACUUUGUUCAUUAUGGUUGUGCUGUAAACGAGUGCGUUCGUCCUCUCCCGCUGUUUUCACACCUGGCUCUGUUCCUCCGCUGUUCUCUCCUCCAGCGUCCCGUCAGGUGACACGCAGUGUGCGUAUUUUAAACCGCUUCAGACACUAUUUUUAUCGAUGCGUAACUGUGUAUAAAAUGAUUAUAUAAAAACACAUAUAUAUGUACAUUAUAUAAUCGUGUAAUGUUGGAGUCUUAUAUCUUUUAAUAUCACAGAACUGUAAGCUUUUAUGUGUAAAUACAGUUGUAUUUGUAGUGGAGCAAUAUGGAUGGAUGCAGUGCAGCAACUGAACAUAAUUUCCUUUAGUUUUUUAAAGGGAUAGCGCACUUUCUGGGGUUUCUGGUAUAAUUUCAAUUUUAAUGUGUGAUUGAUUGGCCCGCAUUUCUCACACCCUGCUGGCUUUACAAUAGUUGGUCCAGAGGCAUUCUGGGAUUUGUGGUGCAAAGCAAGAAAAUACACUUCAAGGAACUUCGAAGCAGCUUGCACAGUGAUGUUAUGUUUCCAGAGGCUGUACAUAUAACUACAUUAAUUUUAUAGCCUUGUAAUUAUAAUAAUUAAUAUCUCGGGCUGCAUGGGUUAGGGUUAGUCAUGAAAUGACUAUGAAAUGAAAUAGUCAUAACGGAAAAUAAUAAUAAACAUAAUCAUUUUUUUAAGAACAAUCUUUUAAUGUAUAUUUCUGGAACCCCUUAAUUUCAUAGUAUCAGCUGCUUCUGAAUUUCUUGAAGUGAAUUUUCUUGCUUUAGACCAAUGAACCCCUGAAUGACUACCUGUGAAAACAAACUGGUUAUUCAGCUGAAAUAUCCUUCAGCAAACACAUGGCCAAAUGAGAACAUACACCGAAUUAAAUAUUUUAUAUAUUUAAAAAAAAACACCCCAGAAAGUGAACUAUCCCUUUAAGCAUGGUGUUAAAUGCUUUGUUUUGUGAUUUUUGUUUUUAUAGGCAAUUUCUUUAUCCUUUUCCCUCACCCUCCUUAUUCCAAAGUGACGUUUGCACAACUCAUGAAACAAUGGGACCUGCAAAGCUUCACAGAAGUGUUUUUUUAUUAGUCUUUUUAUUGGUCUUUCGUUGCUGUUUUACUUAGCUCCAUCACUUAUGGUGAGGAAAGCAUGAUGCCUAUUAGCCAAAGAAACAAGUGUGUGUGGUCAUCUAUCAUACGGAGAGAGCUGAAGUCCAAACUCAUCUCUACAGGGUGUUCUCUAUCCACUGCAGUUAAGUUCACAGCCUGCCCCACUCAAGCGAGAAGGCAGUUAUUGUGAUAUUUUAAAGAAUGCUUAUUUCUGCGGCCUCUGAACUUGAACAUGCUCUGCUAGCUCAAGCCUGUGCUGUGUCAUUGGGAGGUGGGAGGGGGAAGAGUGAGCUAUCAUUCUCUUGACUUUGAACCAAUCAAAAGACUUUGUUCUCAACAGCAAAUCUAAAUCUUUUAAAAUCCGAGAACCAAAGAAACCAAACCCAGGCCAUGUCCGAAACAACUUCUCUACUAUUGAGUAAUAAACACUGGAUGAGGCAAACUGUUCUCUAAAUGUAGAUGGUAUACAUAUUUCCUUGGGUUUUCAGGUCUACUUUGUCGUCAAAAUAUGUCCUGUCUACUAAACAUCCUACCAACUGUCCAAUGUGUCCUCAAUACUGUUGUCCAAUGGGACUGCGGAAGUGUUGUAAGACGUCCGCCCUUCUAAUAAAAGCCACUUCCUCUUCCCCUCUGAAUAAUUGGACUGUGAUUGGACCCAAAGACGACUCUAAAAGAGAGCAGAAGAGAACAUUUCAUUCACUUAAAGGUACAAUAGGUAAUUCUGGGCUAAUGGUCAAGAGAGGAAUCGCAAACAAACACGCUCAAACCACAACACUGUUCAUCCCACCCCUUCUUUGUGAACGGGCUGACAUUGAAACGCCAUUGAUUGCAGCAAUUAGAACCAGUUUUCAACCAAUGAGCUCAAAUUAUUGUACAGCUAUGCAAUGUUUUGAUACAGACUGCAUAUUUUGAAACCCGAAUUUAAGGACUAUAAAUACAGGCAGAGGGUGAAUCAACAUGUCAGUGAGCCUUUUUCAAUGAUAGGAAGGGAUUUACAAUGGUCUUGUAACAAUGUUUUAACCCAAAAAUCCUAUUGUACCUUUAACUUUCUCAUCCAGUGUUCUGCACAUGCCAUUAUGGGAAUUGGUGUGUAUUUGAGUAGACAGUACAUUGGCAGUACAUUUAGUAGACUACAUAUUUUGAGAAUGCAGUAGUUAGGACAUUUCAAAUACAGCCCUUACUUGUACAUCUUGCUUGCUGCUCUCUGUGGGGGCCGUGAUUUGAGAUCAGUCUGUUGGGCGAUUCCUCAUAUGAACAGGAGGGGGUGGGAGGGUUGGAUUAUAUUAAUUUGUCCAUUGCAUUUGUUUGACGAUAUGCUGGAGUCCUGAGGCUCAACAGAGUGGGCUGACCAGCUUAAUGACGGCAGGAUCCUUUUGUAUGGAGAAAAGCACAUUGUUAUAUUGUAGAGACUGAAAUGUGCACAUACUUGAAUUGUCUCUCCACAAAUCCCACCUUUUAGAAAGUGUUUGUGUGCGUGUGUGUUGUCUGUGUGUGUGCCUUUGUCUUUGAACAAGUGAGACAGAUCUUUGUGGUAAUUCAUUCAAAUUUAAAAAGUAAGUAAAAACACCUGCAAUAAUAAGGAUACAGCAGGUACUAGGUAGUCUUGGAUUUACCCUUAACUUUCACAAUGAAAGUGUUAUUCAGUUUGGUAGGUUCGGUUUUCAUCAACUCAUGAAAAAAAGUAUUAGUAGUAUUUUCUCUUGAAAAACUGUAAUGCUUUAAUUGUAAGUCAAAUCUGAAGGCAAGUGUCGACUAGAUUUGGGCUGAAUUCAAAUCACUGAGCAUCCAACAGGAGACCUAGGGCAUGAUAUUCAGCUCAUAUGAAUACUGUAUACUUUCAUACAGAAUUUCUGAAGUUGUCAUUGGAUAGUAUGUGCAGUAGACAUAUCUGUAUUCAGUAGGUUUACAUUCUCCUUGCAUUGCUCUGGGCCGGGCUCACUCUGACGGACAGUCGUGAAUGUAUUACACAUUGUAUUCUCCUUCAGUUAGUGUGUGAUGCCCCAGGCUUGGACAUGAUGGUGCACUGUGUAUGCUGGCUUUAUUCUUUUUAAGCAUAAAGAGCAGUCUUUAGCCUCCUAAGCCCAAUUUAGCAUGAUGUGACAUGCAUCCAGCAGGGUUCUAGAGAUGUGCUACUAACAGACCUGUAACAUAAGGCUGACUGAAACUCGCUCGGACCAGUAUGGCUAAUCAGUGGUUCAGAUUGCAGCUGUGCUCUAGAGAUGUGGGCAGAUCGGUCCCCUUCCUGCCUGAUUGCCAUUUGAAUCGUCCAUGAAAUGGUCAAUUUCUCUACUAGAAAUUUGGUGACUUUCCACACUUAAAAAAAAUAGGGGACUCAUCUUAGCAAAGAGGCAGACCUAGAUCACACUACUUGACCGAUGUCAGCUCAGAAGCACAUAAAUCCAUGCAGCACACCUUUGCGGAGUGGUCGGACAGGGCAUGCACAGGAGACCUCUGGAGCUAAAACUGGCUCACCUGUAUCUGUGUACUCCCUUCAGUUUACAUUGCAGCUUAUCCCAGUACACAUUGUUGUGAGUAAUGGAAAUGUAUUUAUUUUAAUGACCAAAAUAAAGAAAAGCUUCCAAGGCACAAA
Molecule: messenger RNA, 5846 nt
Organism: Conger conger (European conger)
Lineage: Eukaryota; Metazoa; Chordata; Actinopteri; Anguilliformes; Congridae
Product: glutaminase kidney isoform, mitochondrial-like
Exons: 18
Coding region: 133-2046 (637 amino acids)
Biological process (GO): L-glutamine catabolic process
Molecular function (GO): protein binding; glutaminase activity
Source: RefSeq, a predicted model, not a curated record